AUACACGCAUUCAUUGAUAAAAAAUAUGUAUGUAUACAUAAACAUGUAUCAUAAUUCGCAUCUGUUGUUUGAAAUCUUAAUUUAUAAAGCCAUUCCAUGGAAUGCACUUGACCAUGGCCGUAAAUUAGUAAAUAUAGGCAGCAUGAGUUACAACACGUAUGCACUUUUGCCUUGCUAAAAGUUCGCAGUACCACCAGUCAAUUGCCAUAUAGCCUGACAUAUAUAGGCCUACAUUUAAUUUACAGAUCACGGUUUAUUAUGUCUUAGAUUUUUUUAAGGGCGUAUUAAAUAUGAGAAGGUCUAUUCUGAAAUUGGCAGCCAAGUCCAACAUACAUUAGAAUGACAUGCGAUUACACGGUUUCACCUUCACUCCAAUCUUUUUAUGUCGAAUGACCUCGUACUGACUGCAUACAGGAGUCUUCCAGACUAAUAAAUGGUUUCCGAAGGUGAUGUUGAAUCGGGAACCAGUUUCUGUUCGUUUUGCCAUGCUUUCAGUCGCGUGAGCUUAGUGAAUCUGACAUGUGACGUCACAACGAAGACCCCGACGGCACGUGAAGGAAAGCAUGACUAGCGCUACAAGCAUUGAGUAUAUGGCCGGCCAGUGAUGAGGACUCUAUCAUAUUCCGUGUUUACUGUGAAGGCUGUGGCCGAAAUUUUGGAACAAAUAUUUGAAGUUAAAUAACCUGCAGGACAGAAGUCUUCCUUUUGCGACCAUGGACCCUGGGCUAAGGGUUGAGCCUGUGUCACGGCUUCUGUCAGAGGAAAGACAUUGCAGUGAUUCACAGUGUGAUAGGAAUAUUAACUUCUGGGAACAUCGUGCAAAACAGUUGAACUUCGUUGCAAAUCUGAUGACUGUGAUAUCCAGCCAGUGAAGAAGCCCAAAACUCCAAGGGACCCAAUGUCCCAUCGAAUUAUUGAGAAAAGGCGGCGGGAUCGGAUAAACAACUGUUUAGCUGACUUGAGCAGACUCAUUCCAGCCAAAUACAUGAAACAGGGUCAAGGACGGAUUGAGAAGACAGAGAUUAUUGAGAUGGCAAUAAAACAUAUUAAGCAACUUCAGGCAAAGCUGGAUACAUGUGAAAUUAAACAGCAACAAGCAGAUCCAGCGUCAGCCUACCUUCUGCAGAAACCUUGCUGUUCUGAAAAGUUCUACAUGGGGUUCAAGGAGUGUGAGGCUGAGUUGAUGAGAUUUCUGGUGGAGAAAGAAGGAUGGGAUGCGAAGGACCAGAUCUGCAGCCGUCUGAUGAAGCAGCUUGAUGAGGCUAGCAAAAAAUACACAGGCAAUUUUGGUGCUCCAGAAGGAUUUAACAGUGAUGGAAAGAAAGACACUGACAGUCAACAGUUAAUAUACAGUGGAACUGAUUGUAUGUCCAUGGAACCCUACACAUCCCCAGCUCCUAGUUCUGUCUAUGAUGGAGACAUGCAGGACAUGAUGCAGUACAGAGGUGGGACCUUCAGUGGAUACAGCAUGAACAACGACAAACAUCUGCGCACUCUUCUGGAAAAAAACACUACGCCCAGUAGUACAGAGAAUGAAUCAGGCAUUGCAUCUUUGACGAACAGAGAACCUGAUACUCCCGGGAAAUCCAUGAAUCUGGAUGAGAACAUGGACUCUGACAAGAAGUCCAGUUCAUCCCCACAUGAUUCCCUUGACCAGAGGGAGGAUUGCCACACAGCCUGCUUGUCCUCCAGGCGUGUAGAUGAUGGCAGCUCUUAUAAAUUCAAACAGAACAUAACUCUGCGCUUUUCAGAGGAAAAACGAAAAGCCAGUGACACUUCAUCAUCUAGUUCCAGAGAGGGUGGCAGUAAAGCAAAAGUGCGAAGAAAAGUCCCAAAGACCAUUAAGUCUCUAAGUCCCCAGUCUGACUCUUCCAUCUAUCCUACAUCUGAAUAUAGCUGUAAUGGGAAUGCUACAAGCUCGACAGGUGAUAACCCCUCCCAGGGAAAUAUGCCAGAGGAACACAAAAACAUCAAGGAGGAAUUUCGGUUAAACGGGGUUUCGUUGCCUGGCUUUAUUCUCCAUCCAAUGGGCUUGUAUUACUUGCCUAUCUCGCUCACUGAGUCACAAGUUUCCAUGCUUGGGUUGGUGCCAUUUAUAGAAGCAUCUGUUCAGCAGCAUGCAGCUCUCCUCCAUCCAAUUAACAUUCCCGUGAACUUUGGCAGCAAUUCACUUACAAUGAGGAGCAUUAACAUUCAUACCAGUUUUGCUCAAAAUCGUAAUUCAUAUUGUGAGGGAGACCAGAGAGAUUGUUCAAAAGUGUAGUUCAAGCACUGACUAUAUUGUGUGCAAUUUAUGAGCGUACAAAAAGGCAACCGUCAUCAAGCAGAUGUUCCAAGACUUAAAGAAACUAACAGUUUGUGAGCUCAAAAUUUUGUUGUUUAAAGCUGGGAUACCUGCAGAUGUGUUGUGUACAUGAACAGAUGUGGAAAUUCUACUACAAGGCAACUUUAUACAUGCUCUUUGAAUUCAUUUGAUGAUGAAAAUGAAAGCAUAUCAAAUUGCCUGCUAGGCAAAAGGUCUUGUGCGACCAUAUCAUUUGUGUUGUUAGAUUUAUGAACUUGAUUAAGGUGAAGUUUACUAAAGCUCAUAAUGUGACAUGAAAAGAUAUUGUAAAAUAUCACACACCAGUACAUGUAUUUUACCUGAAAAUGGGUUUUACAUUUAUUGGUGCGUUUGUUAAGAAAAUAAUCAUUUUUGUCAAUUUACAGUGAGUUCUAUCACUGUGGGUUAUAAUUUCUGUGGAAGCUUCUCAAGGAGAGUUUUCAUGCCUGCAUUAGCAUAGAAUGUUACCAUACUCUUGGACCACUUUCACUGGCUUUUGAUGAAGUCCCCCAAGCCAAGAGAAGUGAGUGUUACCACAGCUACUACUACAGGCACACAUACAUUGAGUUGAUACGUUUAUUGGACAACUCACAUUCAUUUCCACCUUCAUUGCCACAUCUGUCAGAGACGUCCCUAAACCUUGGAUGUAUUACCCAUUUCUAUUAUCAGAAGUACAUGGAACGAGGUAUGCAGUGAUACGAAGUAGAUUGAUUGGUGCUGAUCUCGCGUCUAUUUUUGGAGGUUUAUGUGUAAGUGUAUGUGUCGUGAUUUAUUCUAGAAGGAAAUUUACAGGGAAUUGACUGAACGCAAGAAAAAAUGCAUAGUUUUAUCUUUGUGAUGUUGCACAAUCAAGAUAGUACAGUUCAAUAUCACAGAACAUUGGAAAAAUUGAAAAUUUUUACUAGUCAGAUGCGAAUUCUCUAUAACCCCAAAAUGCAACUGUUUCUGCUUACAUCGCAAUGUUAUUUAACCAUAUGUAUAUAUGGUACAAGUGAAGCAAAUCAUGCUUCCAGAUGCUCAAACAUGGCACAUGUUAUGGCCACAUAAGAAUCCCAUAUGAAAGGCUCAUUGAUAGAGUUAGCUAGCAUAUCACAAAAAAAUGACUGUGGUCGCACAUUCACCCUUCUACCUAUAUUAUUUGCUAUCUUACCUUUAAUCCAUAAUUAUUUUCCUCUCUAUCAUCAUUUUAGGAUCGCUAUUGCUUUAGUGGCCAGUCAGAUUGGGGGGGGAGUACAAACACCUGAAGUAAUGAUUUGGUUUUCAGCAGAGGUGUACUGUACCAUAGAAUGCAGUGGCAUGCUUCUCUGUCUUUUCCAAGCUUAAUGGGCUCUUCAGCAAUGUACUUUGCUUACCUGUAUACCUCUAAGCAAAGUUUUCAACUCUGAGUGUACCUGUACAUUGUGAAUUUUCAAACCACGGAGGCUACCUAUUCAUUGCAUGUUUGUGCAAGGCUCUUUCUAACAUUUGUUUCUUCUUUUACAAACACUCACUCUGCCUUAUCAGUUAAACAAGUACGUGACAACUGACAGAUAACACGGACACAUACAUUGACAUACUUGAUGUUGUUGAAUUGUUUCUGCCUUUGCGGUAGUGUCAGUCAGACCAGCCUUUGUUCUGUGUAGUUCCCACUCAUGCAUUGUGAUAGCAUUUGGUUCACUCUCACAGUAUUCUUUGCAGUUAACAUUAUAGUUACUAAUUUCUUACCUGCUUCAUGUAUGUUUGUGGUUGUAUCCCUCAUUGUUGGCCAUAUUGUUUUACACAUAUCAUCAAAGUGACAGGAAAGUAAUACAGUUAUGGUAGGCUUUGGAUUUGAAUACCUUGAUAUGAUUUAUGCAAUUGGGUCGUUCAUAAGUGCUUUGCUUUGUAUAUACACUGUUCUGCAAAAUUUUUGCUGUAACCAAUGUUAAAUUGCCUCUUUUUGACAUUAGGAGGAUUUACAGAGAUUGUACAUGUGUUUGGGUAAAUUAAUCCUGCAAGAAGAGAUGAAUGUGAACAGGAUAGUGCACAUUUACCUACAUGAUGUAAUGUCAGAGUACAGGAAAGUUUUAGGAUAGUAUAACGGACAGUUACGCUCUAAAAAGGCUGUGGUAAGCUGUGGUUUCUAUUUACAGAACAUUAUGAUGUUUCUCGAGCUUAAGUUUAUUAAAGGCAAAAGCUAUUUUUCUUGUUUUGUUGUUAUCCACAUUGUUAUUGUUAUAUGUGUAAAGUUAGUCAUAUUUUUUCUUUUUAUUUAAAUGAUGGCCCAUACUUUAUUAACAGUUACAUGUAAGACACAUCACAUGAUGCUGUCUGUUAGGGCUGCAUUCCAGAAUCUUUUGAAGUUGUUAAAUGAUCAGCCUGAUAAGUGAGGUAAAAAAAAAGAAAAAAAAAAGAGUAAAAAAUAUAUAUAACAAAGUGGAGAAAAAAAACACAAUUGUGAUAAGAUGUUGUGCAGUACAUGGAUAUGUUGCACAUUGCAGUGUAUGUAUAAUAUUAUAUCCUGUCAAAACAAUCAUGUGUUCAGUGUGCACAUGUAAGUGUAGUUUGUGUAUAUAUGUAACAGAAAAAGUAUAUCCUCCCAGAUAGGGUGUAUGCAUGUUGUUUUGUCUUAAGUUCAGUGCAUUAUGCAUUGAACAAGGUUUAUUGACUUUUAAGAGGCUGAUGGCAAUGUAAAAUCCCGGAGGGGGCCUCCGUGGCUCAGUCGAUUAGUGCGCUAGCGCAGCGUAAUGACCCAGGAGCCUCUCACCAAUGCGGUCGCUAUGAGUUCAAGUCCAGCUCAUGCUCUCCGGCCGUAAGUGGGAAGGUCUGCCAGCAACCUGCGGAUGGUCGUGGGUUUCCCCCGGGCUGUGCCCGGUUUCCACCCACCAUAAUGCUGGCCGCCGUUGUAUAAGUGAAAUAUUCUUGAGUACGGCGUAAAACACCAAUCAAAAAAAAAAAAAAAAAAAAUCCCGGUGAAAUAUGUUUGUUCUCAGUGUAAUAUUUAUUAUUAUCUUGUGUACUUUUUGUUGUCAAUUAAACAAAGUGAUUGUAGACUGCACGUCUUAAGUAGAAAGUGAGAACCAGGCCCACAGAUUUAAGAUCAGAGAUAAAUUUUUGGAAUUAUGUAAAUUUUAAAAAUAGAUUUUCAAAUGCAGGAGUUUGACAGACAAAUGGUGCAGGGGAAAAAAUUGUCAGUAGUAUUGACUUUUUGCAUUUUCUACCAGUCCUAGCUUUCCAUUCUUCUUUUUAAGUUUGAGUUCUUGCUUGUCCAUCCCUUGCCUUCACCUGUUUAAGCCAGUAAUUGGUUAAUGUGUAUUGGCAUUUUGUUAUAUUGCUUUUCUCUCAGCUUAGAAUACCUCAACAGAUUACAAAAUGUUCUGAGUUUUAGCAAAUAUUUAUAUGUAGAUAGUUUCCGUUUAUAGAUACCAAUCUUUGAUUAUUGAUAGAUUUAAAGAUUCCUGAAAAUGUGCCUUAGAAUAUCAGAUAUUUUUGCCAUUGUUCUGAAGGUCUCGUAGGCCUUUGACUGAGUGUGUGUCUUUUCUGUUACUCCUUUAUUCGAAUUCUUUGGUAUAAGGGUAACACAAAGGAAGUGGUGUCUUCAGUUGUGCAGUGAUUUUUCUGUCUCCAAAUUGUCAUGAACUCUAAUGUUAAAAUAAAAAUAUAUAUAUUUUUCUACUCAGUUUGCUACCAUGCAGUUAAGUAUGUUUAAAAUCUUGAACCCUGUGGGCCUGGGAGCAGAAAGGUAUAUGUAAACACUUUGUGCUGUUCCUUGUCAAGUGGCAAUGCUGUUGCUGUUACAUUUUUGGGAAUGCUGUCACAACCUGACAGUGUAUUUCUAUAUAUUUAUACGUACCUUGAAUAGAAUAUUGUCCAAGUGGACAGAUUCUUCCCUGUGUAUGAAUAUACGUAGAAAUGUGGUUAGGUGGUCUGAUUUAUUUUACCAACUUGCUGAAUUCAACAAAAUCAACACAGGUGGCAUGCCAUUGAUCAUGUUAGAAAGGUACAUAUUUUAUGAAACAGUGCUUGUCCUAUUGGCAGUGUGCUUGGCCAUACAACAAAUGGUACUGUGAGAAUGUGUCUUGAUGUCUAUGAUAGGUUCUUCUUGAUAUAACAGUGGGCUUACUUUGCUCAUCCACUAUACCUCUUGGCUGAGUAACACUAAAAAUCUUCUACAUAUACCUAAUUAAAUGUAUCUUUGUUCCUUGAUCUAUCUUCUCGGAUGAUUUUAGAAUUGAAGUUCUGUAGAUAAUUGUUAUUUUUCAGAUAUUCUAAUUGCUUCAUAAGAGUCAAGCUUUCGAGGUCAAUUAAAUCAAAAUGCUGUUUUUAGCAGUAUCUAUCAAAAUUGCCAACCCUGCCGAAGCAAUCUUAGCAAAAUCUUCUGAUAUAUUUUUGAGGAUGUAUGUAUUGAACAUCAGUCUGCAAUGUUAGGAUGAAAUGUUGACAAUUGUUACAGAAGUUGUAUAGUUGUUCAGAAGAAAUCAGGCCACGGUUUUGCUGGGAGCAAAUUGUAGUGUUGAAUUCAGUGACCGGUGAAUGAAUACAAACUUAAAUCUGAAAUCAUGAUGCUAAAUGUUUGUGUGCUUUGUAUCUCAUGUUGUGCAUUUGGGGGAGAAGGGGGGGAACAUUUGUUAUCAAAUUGAAGUGUUAUGUUGUUAUCAGCUCAUUAUUCUGCCCCAUUGUUGCUGAAUAUUUGAGUCUUUCCACAAAUUGUGCUCAUGUGUUUUCUUUCACUGCAAGAUACUGUUACCAUGGUGAAUAAAAUGUUUGUUUUGAUUUGUA
Molecule: messenger RNA, 7060 nt
Organism: Liolophura sinensis
Lineage: Eukaryota; Metazoa; Mollusca; Polyplacophora; Chitonida; Chitonidae
Exons: 7
Coding region: 899-2263 (454 amino acids)
Biological process (GO): regulation of DNA-templated transcription
Molecular function (GO): DNA binding; protein dimerization activity
Source: RefSeq, a predicted model, not a curated record